AUUCCGAUGUGUGUAGAUCAGUACAACUUCGUGAAAUUAUGACCUAUCACUUUUGGAAGCUAUCUCUUUGAUGAAUGACCACACUGUCCAAAUAUUACAAUAGGUAUGCUAAUUACCUGGGGAUAUGGAAAGGAUUUCUUAUAGUUAAAGGUCAUGGAAAAUAUUGUUAACAGAUGCCAGGGUGUGUGAGAUGAUAAUAUAACCCAAUCUGACAUUGUGUUGAUGGGGUCACAGUGAAGAUCAACUGGGCACACAAAGAGAGAAACUCUGGGAACAUAGAUGUGAGGAAGUUCCAAGCUGAAGGCAUAGGAAUGUGGAAAAGUGGUUUAAUCGGCUUAUUAUCUAGAUAAAGUUGGAGGGGAUCAGCAGGAGUCGGACCAUUCAGGAUGAUGGUGGCAGACAUCACCUGACUGGCUGUUCCCUAGCCAGCCCCAGACAGCUGCUUCCCUAUCGUAUGGCUUGUCUCCAGGUCAGAAAGGGGCUUAUCCAUUCAGGGGACAACAGGACCUGUGAACAUGGGGUAAUCACCCUUGGAUUAUUCAGGAUUAACAUCUCUUAGUGAAAACUGGAUUUAAUGACAGAAUUAUUUUUUACUGGAUGUAUUUUAUUGACUUAACAUUAUCUACAAAUGUUAUUGGAAUAUCUUAAAUCAAUGGAAGUUUAAGUGUUUAAAUGUGAAUUAAUGUGAUAUUGAAAUUUUAAGUGUUUGCUUCUUAAGACAAUGUCACAGACCAAUAGUGUGUCAGUAGACAAUGUCCGUCACAGGUCAGCACGGGCGGUGGAGUACUACAAACAACGAGUGUUACCCAUUUAUCAGGAUAAACGGGACCCGUCCCCAUCCUCCCGUCAACGUCACCAUUAUGGGUCAGAGGAUAACCUGAACGGCCUCAACUCUAGUACAGGGGACAUCAAGGGAGGUGGUGGGGACAAGAAUCGACAUGUAGGAUUCAAGGACACCAGAGAUAACGAUUCCUCUUCACACAAUGGCGAAAGCUGGCUCGUCAGGGGUGGUCACCGUGCCACAUUUCACGGAACUCAUUCUAGUUCGUCGUGGAAUAAAGGCAAUGGUAGAAGCGAAGCAUCAUCAAGGGGGAAUAACUCUCAUUCAAAAUCUGUCCAAAAGCCACAACAGACUCCAGAAAGUAGUGUGAUGAGUAGUAGUGUAAGUAGUGGUAGUUCUUCUACAAAGCGAUUCAGUAGGGGACUUUAUCGCAGUAACAGUAAUCUGGAGAUGGACAGUAUCGAGUACAUUGAUGCUGACGAUGUGCACAAUCGCAGUAUACACCGUGACUACGGAAGUACUUCCUCCCUUGAUAUCAUGGGUACGAGCACAAGUAGUGACAGCUUCUUUGCAAUGUUAAAAGAUUUCAAGGAUGUUAAUAUAGAUCAGCGUAGUCCUGCUCCUGCCAAAUUAAGUGAGUUAUUAAAGGGUGGGUUUGAUGUGAAGGCCAACAAUAUUAGAGAUCGACAUUUUGAAAAGACUUCAAAUGGAAGUGUUCCUAUAGACAAAGUGGUCGGAGAGGAUGAUGUGGACAGUCCUAGAACAAAAUCAAAAUUCAAACAUAAAGACAGGAAAUCAAGGGCAAAAUCUAUAACUGCAGAAACAAGACCGCAAGGUCUGUUAAACAAACUCCGUGGUAAAACGGAAGUGGAAUCUGGAGCAAAGACUCCAGAAAAUAUUGACAUUGACCUCCGUGCAGAGGAGAGGUUACGGUGCAAGGCCAUUAACCACUAUGACUGUCAGAGUCUUGGAUUCAGCAUUCAGGAUGUAGUGGAUAAGCAGCACCAAGCCCUGACUGCGAAAAACAUAUCAACCGGAGCGUCUGCCGCUUCUGCAAAUCGCAAUAGUUUUGCUGCCGACAAAGAUGCACCAGACAUCUUGGAAGAUACGGACGAUGGUGAUAAUAAGAGCAAUGGUCUUGUUUUAAGUUGUCCGUUUUUCCGGAAUGAGACAGGAGGAGAGGAGGAAAGGACGAUUAGUCUAGGCAAGACUACUGUGUCGAAAAGUCCCCCUCUUCUCAAUACGUCCCCAAGUGCAAUAAAUACCAUACCAAGUCGGUCUCCAGCCUGUUGUGGUUUAUCAAUACUCGACUCGGCCCCAACACCAACUGGACUUAUACUUCCCCAUGUCGUGUUACACAGGGGUCAUGUGAUAGAAGGGGAUGACCGUGGCGCUACCUACUAUCGGCACUUUUUCUAUGGCUAUGACCACCAAAACUACUUCGGAAUAGAUGAAAAUCUUGGUCCAGUGGCAGUAAGUCUGAGACGGGAAAAGCUAGAGGAUCGGGAGAACAACUUGGGAAAGGCAGAAUAUGGCCAAUACCAAUAUAGGAUUAUCUUCAGGACAAGUCAGUUGGUCACCUUACGAGGAUCAAUCCUGGAGGAUGCGAUCCCAUCAUCAGGGGGUCGGCUGAGUAGCUCCCGUGGCCUCCCCAUCAAAGAUAUCCUAGACUUUGCCCUACCAGAGCUCCAGGCUUCCUGUUUAAAACAGUCCCUAUCUAGUCAGAAAACAUCCGACCAGCUCCUGAGGCUGGACGAACAAGGGGUAUCAAAAACAUACAAAAUUGGAGUGAUGUAUUGCAGAAGUGGGCAGUCGACUGAGGAGGAAAUGUACAAUAAUGAAAACUCUGGACCAGCAUUUGAAGAAUUCUUGAAUUGUAUAGCACAGAAAGUGCGGUUAAAAAGUUUUGAGAAAUAUAGGGCCCAAUUAGACAACAAAACUGAUUCUACAGGAACGCAUUCCUAUUACGCCACCUUUAGUAAUUGUGAGAUCAUGUUCCAUGUGUCCACCCUCCUCCCCUUCACACCUAGUAAUAAACAGCAGUUGCUACGCAAACGCCACAUAGGAAAUGACAUUGUAACCAUAGUAUUUCAAGAACCCGGAGCAUUACCAUUUACGCCAAAAGUUGUACGGUCCCAGUUCCAACAUGCCUUUAUCAUCGUCCGCUGUCACAAUCCAUGUACAGAAAAUGUACAUUACAGUGUUGCUGUUAGCCGAUCCAAAGAUGUCCCACCAUUUGGUCCUCAUAUACCAGAAAAUGCCUUCUUUAGCAAAUCCCAAGAUUUUGCUGACUUUUUGUUGGCAAAAUUGAUAAAUGCAGAACAUGCUGCCCACAAGUCAGAGAAGUUCUUAGCAAUGGCCACCAGGACCCGAACAGAAUACCUCAAAGACUUGGCCCUCAAUCAUGUCACGUCUAACACUCCUGAUACAGGGUCCAAACUCAGUAAAUUUGGACUCGGCAGCGGUAAGAAGAGAGAGAAGAGUAAACAGAAAGUUAUCCCUGACAUGUUCUCAAGUGGCGCCAUCUCCUGGAGCAUUGUUGCAGAAGACUUUGGUCAAUCCACCCAGGUAGAUGGUAUACUGGGUAUCUCUGACGAAGUGCUGGUCAUCACAGAGGAGAGUAGUAAGCUGGUCAUCUUCACUGUCCACUGUGGGGCCAUCAUAGGCUGGACCUCUCAGGCCACAAGUGUCAAAGUGUUCUACAAUCAAGGAGAGAGUGUGCUGUUUAAACCCCAGAGUGGAGAAAUGGAGGAAAUUAGUGAGAUCUGUACGAGGCUGUCUGCUGUCUCCCAGGGCUGUGAGACCUUGGAUAUGACAUUACGACGAAACGGUCUAGGACAGCUUGGCUUCCACAUACAGACUGAAGGCAUUGUCACAGAUGUGGAGGCACGUGGGUUCGCAUGGGAGGCAGGCCUCAGAAAAGGAAGUCGAUUGGUGGAGAUCUGCAAAAUAUCAUCGGCAACAUUAACCCAUGAACAGAUGGUCGACCUUUUGAGGACUUCAGUCACGGUCAAGGUGGUUGUGAUACAUCCACUUGAGGACGGGACGCCCAGGGGUGUUGCUACACUUCACACUAACUGCCACUACUCCUCCCUGACCACCCUCAAUGCUGCCAUGCAAGCCAAUGAGCAUGUGCAACAACGUCAGAAAGAGGCUUCUACAAACUUCAGCAAGUCUACAGAGUACAUUCCAAAGACAGGACGAGAAACACCAACGAGAAAAUCAGCGAACUCUGAUGAUUUUCUGUUCUCUGACUCUUCACCUAUCAAUUUAGCAGGGUCGUUGGACCACUUGCACUUGCGAGGAGAAGCUUCGAAGAUUAUUUCAACUGUGACCGAGCACAAUUUGCUCCACCAGAGGGAGCUUUCCCGAAUUUCCUCUAGUUCAAACGAUUCAUACCACCUGCGGGAAAUAUCACUGUCCACUGAUGCUGUUGCUAAGGAACAGAGACGGGAAUCUCGCAUUUCCAGCAGCUCUAGUGAGCAAGGGCCUGCUAGCCCACCCAUCCAUACUGAAAAUACUAAAGUGAUAUAUGAGACACAGAGAGGCUGCCUCACUCUACCCCUACAGAAAAAGUCAACACAGUCUAGAGGUGACAUGCGAGCCUCCCCUCUUAAGGGUCUCAGCCCCCAGUAUCGAGAAUUCCGUCAGGGUAUCUCCAACGUCAGUACAGCUACUCCAGGUCUACACCAUGCCUUCACAGAGCCCAUUCUAUCCAAGUCUUCUAUUGAUGAGGGCUAUGGAACAUCGCAGCAUUCGUCGCGUCACGGCUCGGAUCUGAUGUCAACAAGGACAGAGGACGUUCGACAUGAACGCACAGGGUCCAAAGACAAUGGAGAUUAUGCACUGAUAGGUGUUUAUGUGGAGCUCGACAGACUCGGGUUUUUCUCAGGUGCUAGUGCAAAACAGUGGAAUAGUGCUUCAGCCAGGCAGAACCAGGGUUUGUCACGGAGAUGGAAUGAAUCAAACUCUAGCGGGGACUCCAGUAACUACGGAGGCAGUUAUAUACACUUAUCGGAUAGUUCUCCCAGUGUGACCUCAGGACCAACUUCAUCACAAGGUCAAGGGCAGAGCAACGCCACCUAUCAGCUGCCGAAAAAGUCUUCUCUCCCAUCAGACAUUGAUGCUGCAGUAGCAGCAGUAAAACAUGGCAACUUCUCACUUGAGUUGCUGAAACAGUCACAAAACACAAAGUUCUUAUUGAGUCAAGGUCAAGCAGUGGUCAGUCAGUCAGACCGCAGUACCGGUAAUUCUCAGAGCUCCAGUGUCAAUCUUAGUGACACAUCCUUCUCCAGUGGGUCAAGUCACAACUCGGCCAACGCUCUACUUAACACCCGGGGCCAAACUCAAGGUCAAACUGACCAUCCAGCUGCAGGGUACAAGACUUCAUUAGAGGACACCAGUAGGAAAAGGGCAGACUCUGCCUCGGCCAAUAGUAAAGGGCGACCAGUCGGGUUAUUACAGGGUCGUCACCAGUUACAGUCCUCCUCGCCACUCAGUAGUGAGAACAGUAGUCCCCGAUCAUCCCACAAAAAUCUCUCAGGAAUGUCUUCAGAAGAAUCUCUAAACACACGUCUACGACCAGGUGUGACUACCAAAAUGACACGAGCACAGGCAACGAAUAAUCUUGAGGAGGAACUCAUGAGACUCAUUGACCCUGAUGUCACUAAUACUGAGUUACGAGGUGUCAUGUUGAAUGCAGGUGUUAAGCCAAAGACUGCCAAACUAAAACGAACCAUGUCUGAGGAAAGUUUACACAGCCUCAAGGGUGCCACCCUGUCCAGCUCCCUAGAUAACAAUCUGGCCGACGUCAUCUUCUCUUCCACAACACCCUCCUACAAACAGGACAAAGCCCGCAGGCUGUCACCAGGUACAAGUACUAUGAUGGACAGUCUGACUAAAACUGCUGUCAAACCUGGUACUAAUGUCCCCCUGCCCGAGUCUACGGCGGGUCUGGAGUGGUCAAGCCUAGUCAAUGUUGCCACAAAAGCCAUAGAGGGAACAGGCACAGAAGGGAAAGGUGCGAAAGCCAAGGCACCACCUGCUGUGGAUGUCAAGGAGGAAAUGACUGUGAAGGAACCAGCAAAGAAAUCUGUCCUCACUUCUACCAACUGUCCAACCAACUACAGCUCCAACACCCCAGUCUGGAGACCUGUGGUACCCAACCCACAGCAGCGAAUCACAGAGCUAGAGAACAAGGUAGCACAGCUGGAACAUGACCUUAACAAGGAGAAGCAGGAGAAUGCAGCUUUAGAAGCAGAAGUACAAGAACUCAAACAUGAAAAUGUCCGACUACAGGAGGAGUCGCAGACUGCUGCCGCUCAGUUACGCAAGUUUACGGAGUGGUUUUUCAACACCAUCGACAGACAGAACCCUUAAACAUAGCAUAUCAGACUAAGCAAGUCAGGAAAUGUAGACCAAACUCGAGACAGAUAAUGGAGGGACAUACCAAACUCCAGACAGGAAAGGGAAGGGCAAACCAAAUUUGAGGCAGAAAUAGGAAGGGCAAGCUAAACUUGAGGUUGAGGCAGAAAAUGGAAGGACAAACCAAACUCGAGGCAGAAAAUGGAAGGGAAAUCCAAACUCAAGGCAGAAAAUACAGGAACAUGAUCGAAGAUGAAAAUAAUAUCUGGACUAUUAAACUCAAGAAAAGCAGACUAUACAGUCAUAAUGUCAUAAGUGUGUAAUAAGUGAGAUGAUUUGGAUUUGUUGUAAGUUCUUACAUAUGACGUAAGCUAACUGGAAUGUAGUUGAUCUGGAGGCAUUCAAUUGUCACUUAAAAUAUUGAUUCUCAGUGUUUUGAGAUGAAAUAUUAAAUGUGGAAGAGAAUUUCAUGUGAACCGGUGUAUGAUGACUAUACUGAAGUUUAUCUCAUAGUUUCAUGUGGUAAAAUAAAAUGGCAGCAUUAAUAUUGAUAUCCAGUCAAAGUAAUAUAGAUUUCGCGUUGUGAUUUUGAUGGAAGGGAGACAACUCUUUUAAGAACGUAGAGUAGAAUAAUCAGUCUAUUUUGGCAGGUGAUCAUAUUUUCUAGAUUAAUACUUAUAUCGUGGAAGGAAAUUUUCAAAAUUUAUCACUUAGAUAAUGUAGAUGACCCAAUCACUUUCGUGGAUGUAUACAGACUUAAUCACAGGGAUUGGAUUUGGAGUAAGUAACCAUUCCUAGAUCUUUAUUCAGGUGUGUCUUGAGAAGAUCGUAGUAAGGCAGUGAUUGAAUCUCUUUUUGAACUAAGGGUUUCUCUCUCUUUCUCAGUAAUAACAGUGCCAUAAUUUGGUCUGACAAGUAUAAAAAUGCCACAAAAUUUAUUCCACUUGUAAAAUAACUUUCUUGAAAACAAAAAACCAAUAUUUGAAAAUAUCAUGAAAUAAAAAAUUUUUUUCUUGUUCAUACUUUGAUUGCACUUACUUCAAGAACAUUUUAUGAAUAAGUCAUAGGCAUGAAUGAAAAUGGAAAAUUAGCAAUAUUCUUAUAUCAAGAUUAUUUCAUUGAUAAAGAUAUGUUCUUGAAUCAUGAUGAAAAUAACAACUUAUGUUAUUUCACUGAUUUGAGACAAAUUGAACCUUGAUUAAGAAUUUAAAAUUUGAAUUGUAAGAAUAAUAUUUAUAAUGGGUAUAAUUGGCCACAUGUUUUAGACUAUAUACUAUAACUGUUAUCUACAAUUAUUUUUGUACCUAAAGUUGUUGUAUAAUAAUAUCUAUAUUCAUGUCAAAUAUAUUUACUGCUAUGCCAGUUAUUGAUAAAAAAAAUGUACUUAAAACCAUCACAUUACAUACUUAAAUCUGAAAACUAUAAAUAUAUCCAGUAUAUGCCAUAUCAACUCCUGUAGUCUUGUAGACUAUGGUUAAUUGAAUCUGAUGAUGAUCGAACAUAAUCAAGACUUAAACUGCUAAAGUUUGAAAGAAUGUAACAGUGCAAUUAUUUUAUUGUCAAAAACUCAAUGUGCCACUUAACUUUCACUUUCUUUAGAGUUCUGCUGAAACACAUUACCUUUAUAUUAUAUACCUUUAUAUCAUACAUGUAUCUGAAAAAAUCUAGGUCGUUAUCAUAAGAUAUCAAAAGUCGGUACACUUCGGACAAAAUAUUUUUCUGAGAAAAUAUUUGAGCAUGACAUGGUAAAUAUUAUUGGAAUAAAUAAUAAGGAAUUAUUUGAAUGUAGAUUCACUGCAUGUAUGAUGAUUAACUGGUGAGUAUAUUUAAAUUUCAUUGAAGAACUGUCAUGUGGUAUAUAUCGAGCAAUAAGUCCAUGCCUGGUAAUAAGCCCAACCCAGUCUGACCCAGUUCACUAGAAAUGCUAACAAUUGCAAUUUCACUGCCCAAUGAUAAGCCCACUUUGAGUCUAGAAUUAGGUGUUGGCCCCCAGGGAUUAGGUGUUGACCCCCAGGGAUUAGGUGUUGACCCCCAGGGAUUAUUGCAGGAUAAUAGAAUGGUAAUAGAAUUAUUGUAAUGUAUUGAAAUGUAUUUGUAAAUGUCAGUAAAAUGAACGGUGACAUGUAAAACUUAAUAAAAACUAGUUAUGUUUGCUUAUUUCCCAACAUAGAGAAAAGCCCAGAUUUUUGCCAAAAAACAGUCUACAGUGUGGCAUUAUCGUUCUACUCGUCAAACACCAGUCACCUUGACCUCAUUUAUUUAUGUUUUAUUAUGCAAGUUUUUAAGUAUUUCUCUAGGUGCAAUGUUUAAUUACAAAGUCCCAACUAUAGAUAGUGAAUGCUGUGCUGUCUAAUCCACCUUGUGUUACCUGAGGGUAUCUCCUUUAACAUGUAUAUGCUGCACGACCACCAAUUCUGAUUUAACCAUGACAUUUUCCUGAUCACAAAUGGAUGCUUUAAGGGUCACUUCUGUAUUGUCAAACCAUUUUAUAAUGACUUUUUCUGGCAUCAUUUCAAAUUCAGUUGAUGGCUGGUAUUUAUUUUAUAGAAAUUGGUCGAUGAAAUUAUUAGAAAGGGAAGUCGGGUUUACAUGUGAAUGUACAUACAUAUUUGCAUUGGGUUUUAUUUUUCACAAUACUCUAGGAUAGAAAAAUCACAAAAAAUAAAAUACACGACACGACAAAGGGUCCAAUACUGGUAUAUCUUUUUCUCAACACUUGUCAACAAUAGUUAUACAAAAUAUAUGUAUGUACCUAUAUGUUAAUGCAUAUACAUUUUCUUUUUUUAAUUGGUAAUGUCAUUAAUUACCAGCAAGACAAUACAAAAUUUUCUUACCUUAUAUGGUCAGUGAUGUUUGUAUUGGAAUCCUUUUGUCAUUUAAUUUGUAAAUAGUCUUGUAUUAUAAUGAUUAUUAUGUAUUUUAUAUUUUGUAAAUUGUACAAACAUGUUUUUAAAAUACUCAUAUUAUUCUUCUGAUUGAUUUCUGACAAAUGAUUAGGAGCAAUUGUUUUUUUCCUGAAUGUGUCAGGAUUUAUGAAUGAGCAAGUCCACAUCUCAUUCCAUUACUCUUAGUUUGUUGUAAUUAACAAGCAGAUAAUUUAAAUAUCAAUGAUUAUACCUACAAUUCGACUGAAAUAAUGGUAAAAUUUCUUACCCAAUUAUAGUUAACUAUUUAUAUACAAUUAAUGUAUGUAUAUUUUCUGAGAUUGUUUAAAGUUUAGGGGCACUCUUGUCGGGUCAGGCUUCCUUCGUCAACCUUUUUAGUCCCGCCAUCUAUAGUAAUACAUAAUGGUUAGAAACAGUUAAGAAUUAAACUGAACUUAUUUUCUUUACAACUAGCAAGAGGUGUGAUUUAGCAAGAUUUCACUGAACAGCAUAUCUUUACUCCCGUCACUUUGAGAUUGCUACAUUGUAAAAUGAUGUAGAUAGCAUUAUCUUAAGGCCAAGCCUGCAUGCAGCAUUUACUCACAUUCAUAUAUAUACAUAUCUCUUUACUUCUGACCUCAUUGACAUUGUAUAAGACAUUGUGUACAUAUGUCUAGGGCUAACCAAUGAUGUAGUUAGAAAUCUCAACACUUGCAUUUGAACAUAGCAUUAAUUUAUUGUAAAGACAAUAUAAUAAACAUUCUCAUAUACCAUUUUAUUUAUUGUAUAGAAAUCUUGUAUCAUUAUCCAUUUUCUUGUACAUAAUUCUGUAUGAAAGAGUAUAGUCCUAUAUAUAAUAUAGACAUAUGAAAGCAAGUGAUCAAUAAAAAAUAUCAAGAAAUAA
Messenger RNA from Pecten maximus, 9913 nucleotides. Its product is annotated as signal-induced proliferation-associated 1-like protein 2. Gene Ontology annotation, molecular function: GTPase activator activity; protein binding. The coding region runs from base 722 to 6160 and encodes 1812 amino acids. The record is from RefSeq and is a predicted model, not a curated record. Gene Ontology annotation, cellular component: cytoplasm. The transcript is spliced from 26 exons. Lineage: Eukaryota; Metazoa; Mollusca; Bivalvia; Pectinida; Pectinidae. Gene Ontology annotation, biological process: regulation of small GTPase mediated signal transduction; activation of GTPase activity.